AUGAUAGCACGACAUAAAGAAUUGAGGGAGAAAAUUAGACAGUUAGCCUCGUUGUAUGAUAUUACAUCGGCCGAAUGUAUCUAUGAGGACCAAGAUCAAGACCCAACAGGAUCGUUGCGGAUCGGGGACAUACGAUUAGCAACCGGGAAGUUAGAAGAUGAUCCCGCCCAGGUACAGGACGACCUCCUCGAAAUCAAUCUGGGGACAGAUGAAUCGCCUAAUCCCAUAUAUAUCAACGCAGGACUGGACGAAGGAUUCAGAGAGCAACUGGUCGCCCUACUCAUUGAGUUCCGCGACUGUUUUGCCUGGUCGUAUGAUGAAAUGCCGGGUCUUGAUCCUGAUAUCGCCGAGCAUAAGCUUCCAUUAAAGAGUGGGUUUCGGCCAUUUCGGCAACCUCCCCGGCGAAUGUCCAGGGAAGUAGAUACUCUCAUCCAGGACGAGAUUAAGCGGCUGGAAGAUGCCAAGUUUAUUCGGGAAGCCCAGUACACCGAAUGGCUCUCCAACAUCGUACCAGUGAUGAAGAAAAACGGGAAGCUACGAGUAUGCGUAGAUUUUCGGAACCUCAACCUAGCCACACCCAAGGACGAAUACCCGAUGCCUGUGGCCGAUAUGCUGAUAGACAGGGCAGCGGGACACACGAUACUCAGUUUCCUCGAUGCGCACUCUGGCUGGAGUGUUUUGCUGAGAGGAAAAGAGACCGAUGAGUGGAUAUGGACGGACGAGCAACAGAGGGUGUUCGACGAUUUGAAAGUAUACUUGGCAAAACCUCCGGUUAUGACCCCUCCAAAGCCGAAUAAGCCGUUGUUGCUAUACCUAUCGGCUGCACACGAAUCCCUAGGAUGUAUGCUCGAAGAGGACGAUGGGAUCGAGAGAGCAGUCUACUAUUUGAGCCGAGGACUGACGGACACAGAGAUUCGCUAUACCAACAUAGAAAAAAUGUGUCUAUGCCUGAAUCGGAUUGGAAAAUGGGCGAUUGCUAUGUCCAAAUUUACGUUGGUAUAUGUUCCCCAAAGAGCAGUAAAAGGACAAGUAUUGGCAGAUUUCCUGGCCGAUCACCCUGGUAUCACCCUCAAGGAGGAAACGGUCACGUUUUGCGACAUCGCCAUAUGGGAGAUGUGGUUCGACGGGUCCAGAACAAGCCAGGGGGCAGGCGCCGGAUUUCACAUCAUCACGCCCUUGGGGGGAUCCUACCGGUUGUCAUUUAAACUCCAGUUCGAAUGCACUAACAAUCAAGCAGAAUAUGAGGCCCUGAUAUUCGGUUUCGAGAUUUUAGCCGAACUGGGGGCAAAGGCGAUCAGCGUCAAAGGAGAUUCUUUACUAGUCAUCAAGCAAGUGACAGGGGAAUUCAAAUGCGAGUCCGAGCUAUUAGUGAGAUAUUGCAACAAGGCGAAGCACUUGGUCGAAGGCUUUCAAGAUACGAGGAUAGAAUACACGGAGAGGGCCGAAAACAGCGUUGCAAACGACCUAGCUCAUCACGGUAGCGGUUACAAGGUGAACCAUCAGUUCGAUGCUAUAGAAAGGGAAACGCCGAAUCUCCAUACCGGGGGCAUCACGAUCGACGAAAGACGAUUCUCGGUUUACCAGCUGGACGUCACCCAAGACUGGAGGGACGAGCUCCUGAAGUGGUUCGAAAAACCCGACUCCACGAAUAGGAGGUUGAGGACUGUAGCCCUUAAUUACGUGGUGUUAGCCGGCGAAUUAUAUAAGAAGGGCUUUGAAGGGCUACUCUUUAGAUGCAUCGGUCCAAAAGAGGCAAUGCUUGCUAUGGCCGAGGUACACGAAGGGAUAGCAGGCGCCCACCAGGCGGGCCCCAGAAUGAGGUGGCUUAUCCAUAAAUACGGUUUUUAUUGGCCGAAAAUGGAACAAGACUGCAUAAGAUAUGCCAAAGGUUGCGAAGCUUGUCAGAAAUUCGGCCCAAUACAACACGUCCCGGCCGAAGAUCUGCACUCCAUCAUCAAGCCAUGGCCAUUCAGAGGAUGGGCGGUCGACCUGAUAGGGAAAUGGGUCGAAGCUAAACCUUUGAAGUCGCCGACACAAGAAGCGGUGAUCAAGUUCUUCAAAGAAUACAUCGUCCACCGACACGGCUUGCCCGAGUCCAUAACCACAUAUCAAGGGACUAUGUUCACAGGAGGCGAUAUAAGUUGGUGGGCUUCCCAAAUGAAGAUAAAAAUGUUACAUUCAACACCGUACUACGCUCAAGCCAACGGACAGGCCGAAGCCACCAACAAAGCUAUCAAGCUUAUAGUCCAAAAGAUGAUUGAAGAAAAUCCAAGACAAUGGCACGUGCUUUUAUCGGAAGCCGUUUGGGCGAAUAGAACUAGUCAGAAGUCGGCUACUGGGAUCUCGCCGUUCCGAUUGGUAUAUGGGUAUGAUGCAAUGCUGCCAAUAGAUCUUGACGAGGAACGAUUAGCAGCGUUGGAUCACCUUGAAGCCCAGAAAAGAAGAGUCGAGAGGGCAUACAACAAACGUGUAAAACGAAAAGUAUUUACGGUGGGCGACAUAGUCUGCAAGGCAGUCUUGCCUAUCGGUCAUAAAGAUAAUCGGCUUGGCAAAUGGAGCCCGAAUUGGGAAGGCCCCUUUAUUGUAGUCAACAAGUUAGAGGGCGGUGCUUACUUGCUGGCGAACGUUGACGGAGAGGAGCAUGACAGGGCAAUCAACGGACAGUUCCUAAAAAAGUAUGUUCCUAGUUGCUGGGAUGGCAUCGACCGACGGCUGUUUGGGGCCGACGAAGAAUAG
Mercurialis annua (annual mercury) is the source of this 2736-nucleotide messenger RNA. RefSeq lists its product as uncharacterized. The record is from RefSeq and is a predicted model, not a curated record. Gene Ontology annotation, biological process: DNA integration. Gene Ontology annotation, molecular function: nucleic acid binding; RNA-DNA hybrid ribonuclease activity. The transcript is spliced from 4 exons. Lineage: Eukaryota; Viridiplantae; Streptophyta; Magnoliopsida; Malpighiales; Euphorbiaceae. Bases 1 to 2736 code for a protein of 911 amino acids.